ACUUCACACAGCACACACAAUGCCGCGCACUUACGUCAAGGCUGUCCACGUUGGCUACAAGCGGUCCAAGGUUGUCCACUACCCGCACACCUCGCUCCUCAAGCUUGAGGGCUGCAACACCCGCAAGGCCACCAACUUCUACGUUGGCAAGCGCGUCGCGUACGUCUACAAGGGCGAGAAGAAGGACCUCAAGGGCUCGACCACCCGCUACAUCUGGGGCAAGAUCACCCGCCCGCACGGCAACUCUGGCCUUGUCCGCGCCAAGUUCAAGCGCAACCUCCCGCCCCGCUCGUUCGGCGCCCCCGUCCGCGUCAUGCUCUUCCCGUCGAACAUCUGAGUAAAGUCCAACGGAAUCAAGAGAUCCCACGCACGCAA
Thecamonas trahens ATCC 50062 is the source of this 375-nucleotide messenger RNA. RefSeq names its product 60S ribosomal protein L33. Lineage: Eukaryota; Apusomonadida; Apusomonadidae. Gene Ontology annotation, biological process: cytoplasmic translation; ribosomal large subunit biogenesis. Gene Ontology annotation, cellular component: ribosome; cytosolic large ribosomal subunit. The record is from RefSeq and is a predicted model, not a curated record. The transcript is spliced from 3 exons. The coding region runs from base 20 to 337 and encodes 105 amino acids. Gene Ontology annotation, molecular function: structural constituent of ribosome.